Capsicum annuum is the source of this 1245-nucleotide messenger RNA. RefSeq lists its product as uncharacterized. The record is from RefSeq and is a predicted model, not a curated record. Lineage: Eukaryota; Viridiplantae; Streptophyta; Magnoliopsida; Solanales; Solanaceae. The transcript has 4 exons. The coding region runs from base 364 to 1116 and encodes 250 amino acids.
UAAUAGGACUCACAUAGUUUAGAUUUGUAACCGAAAAUUUUAUAGGGUUCUUAUACCUAUCGGAUUUCAAAAUUUUAAUUAUAUUCAAACAUUUUAACGAGGCUAUUGAAAACGUAAACGUGUGCAAAAACUUUCGCAAAAUUUGAGUCAAAAAUAAUAUCUAAGUGAAAUUUAUUGAUAAAUUUAAGGAGCUCUGGAGUGAUUGUGUCAUAAAUAAAUUGUAGUACUAUCCGUUUUGUAAUUAGAGUAGAUACCAAAUAGAAAGGGGCAAAAACAAAAGGAGCCAAAGAUGUCCAUAUAGAUAUUUCCUUUCCAUUUGAAUUAUUAAGAGGGAAUAAGCAGAGCCACUUAUAAUAAAAUAGAAUGCUGCUACAAUCUUCUUCUUCUUCCUUCCUCUCCUCGAAUCCGGGUAUUCUCUUUCCCACUUUCCAAAUCCCUUGUCGUCUUCCAAAAUUACAAACUUGUCUCAGAUUUUCUCCACUAAAAACCAGAGCAAGCCUUGAUGAAAAGGAUCCAAAUUCUCAAGCUGCUUCACUUCUAUUUCAAAAUGAUGAACAAAACAAGCAACUCAACCAGGAAGUUGAAGAGAGUGUAAGAGUACUGAAAAAUGCUGCAAAAACAAGAAAGGUUCCAGCAGCAGAGAUCAUGGCUGCUUUCUCUACCAUUGAGAGAGCAAAAGUUGAUCCCUCCAAGUUUCUUGAAACUCUUGGUGGAACCAAAUCGCCUGGGAGGACGUGGAUGCUCGUUUUUACUGCUGAGAAAGGAUUAGGACGAGGUAGAUAUUUCCCAAUUACAGCCAUUCAGAGAUUUGAUGCAGCUGCAAAGAGGAUUGAAAAUGGUGUGUACCUGGGGCCUCUUGGAUUCUUGACAUUUGAAGGGCCAUUUUCAUGGAAGAAUAGGAUUUUAGCUUUCGUGUUUGAGCGGCUUCGGAUAAAAAUUGGACCAUUCGAUCCUUUUGAUAUCAGAAUUAAGGGAAAAGAUGAAAGAGAACCGAGCAAUAAGGGGAAGGAUCCAUUUUUCAUCUGGUUUUACAUUGACGAGGAAAUAGCUGUUGCUCGAGGACGGAGUGGAGGGACAGCUUACUGGGUUCGUUGUCGACGUGUAGGCUAUUCCUGAAAGCUUUUGUAUGUAUGUGUAGUUUCACUCUCCCAAUGCACAUGACGUUGGACAGAAAUACUAUAUUGCUGAAUUUACCAAGUGUAUAGUUUUACUUGUGUGUUAAUAGAUCUUAUUCUUAGAUUGAAA